Peronospora belbahrii is the source of this 483-nucleotide messenger RNA. The record is from the annotation of a GenBank genome assembly. NCBI's taxonomy places the organism in Eukaryota, Oomycota, Peronosporomycetes, Peronosporales, Peronosporaceae.
AUGUAUGCAGGAGCAACAGUCAAGAGUAAUAUGGUGGGAUGUGACGCAUUAAAGGUGCCAUUACGCAGUGAAGUCUUUGAUGCAGCCAUAUCAAUUGCUGUAUUGCAUCAUAUCUCGACAGACGAACGCCGAGUUGCACUCAUCAGUGAGUUAGCACGCUUGGUACGAGUUGGUGGUCAAGUGUUGAUUGUGGCCUGGUCGUUUGAACAGGAUGAGCACUCAAAGCGCCGCUUUGAACAACAGGAUGUCAUGGUGGAAUGGAAACUCCAGCAGAAAUACGCAAAGGACGACGAGCAGAUAGAAACUAAAUCACACGGGCAAGUUAUUCGCGAAAAACAAUGGAUAGUCUAUGAGCGCUACUGUCAUGUUUAUCGUAGUGGCGAGCUUGAGGCACUGGUGGCGCAAGUGUCAGGCCUUGAGUUGGUAUCGGUGGCGUAUAGUCGGUCUAAUUGGUGCCUUCGUCUACAACGCGUUGCUUCCUAG